Messenger RNA from Parasteatoda tepidariorum (common house spider), 1039 nucleotides. NCBI's taxonomy places the organism in Eukaryota, Metazoa, Arthropoda, Arachnida, Araneae, Theridiidae. The record is from RefSeq and is a predicted model, not a curated record.
CACCCACCAUACCCUCCUCUCUUCCAGUUUCUAGUCCUGUAACCCAGAGAAAUCCAAUGCAGUUAAGGAGAUCAACUCGGGAAAAAAGACCAGUCACCAGAUUAAAUCUCUAAUUAUUCGUUAUUGACUCUUAAAUUUUAAUAAUUCAUAAUUAACCUUUUAUUUAAGCGCCAGAGAAUUGUCAUGUAUUUUAUCUUCAGUGUAAAUGCGCCUUGCAGCGACUCAACUCAACUCCACCUUUUGUUAUCCCGCGCUAGUCAGUUGUUGUUCAGCUUUAAACGUAACAAGAUGUAAACCUCACCUUCUCCCUAAUAAAAUAUGUUUUACCUUGAUUCUAGUAUAUAAUAAUUUGGCGACGAGGAUAAAAGAAUAAUAAUGACGGAACUCAAUCAAUUAAUUACAACUCUUCAAGAAUUUGUUCAAUCAGUAAAAUCAACACCAGAAUCGAAACGAAGCGCAAAAGAUGUCAUCGCUACUCAAAACUUAUCAUUCGAUCCUUUUGAUGCCGCUGUCGAAUCCUUUGAUUGUUAUUCUCAACGACUUGAAAAUUAUUUCAAAUUAAAAGGACUGUCAGCAGAUGAUCCAGAAACAGAAGAAUUAAAGGUACUCGUAUUAAUUAACUGUCUUGGCUCACGACAAUACCAGCUGCUUUCGAGUCUUACUGCACCGGAUAUUCCGUCGACAAAAACAUUUCAAGAACUGCUAUUGCUUUUAAAGAAGCAUCUAUCACCGAAACCGAAUGUUCUUACCGAACAACAUAAAUUUUUUUCUAGACAUCAACAUCAAGGCCCAGGACAGUACACUUUUCUCUUCCAGUAUCCAGUUCUACAUCCACCAUACCCUCCUCUCGUCCAGUAUCCAGCUCUACACCCACCAUACCCUCCUCUCUUCCAGUAUCCAGCUCUACAUCCACCAUACCCUCCUCUCUUCCAGUAUCCAGCUCUACAUCCACCAUACCCUCCUCUCUUCCAGUAUCUAGUCCUGUAACCCAGAGAAAUACAAUGCAGUUAAGGAGAUCAACUCGGGAAAAAAGACCAGU